AUGGAGGAAAGACGCAACCGCCAUGACUGCCGUGAUUAUAUUUUACCCAGUCCCAAUGAGCCAUCGUUGCUAUAUGGACAUGCCGAACAUCGGUAUGAGACUAUAUGGCAACAGACUAUAGAAAGUGGGGCGAUAGGUUGCCGAAAAACGGGUACAAUUUUACAUUUGGAUGAUAUUCCAGAUCAGAUAAUACCUCACUUGCGGCGGACGGGUUUUUAUGGCGUAAUACGGUUAGGUUUUUUUGCAUUAGAUUGGCACUUAAUUACGGCCCUUGUUGAGCGUUGGCGACUAGAGACACAUACAUUUAUGUUUCCCGAAGGGAAAAUGACCAUAACCCUUCAGGAUGUGGGGCUAAUAACCGGGUUGCCAGUGAAUAGUGCAGCUAUAACAGGCCGAUCACUCCACCAUUGGCCAUCAGUUUGUGAGGCAUUAUUAGGUAUCGUUCCACCUAAUAAUGCCAUAAGAGGGUGUUAUCUGAAAAUGAAUUGGCUGGCUGAGGAGUUUAGUCAACUCCAUGAUGAGGAAGUUGUACAUAGUGAUACAUCUGCUUCCCGUGUGAACCUAAUGUUCCUACCUUUGCUAGCUGAUCUUGAAGAAGCCGGCAAUUAUAGCUGGGGUAGGAUAUGGGCAUGGGACCGGAUCACAGCAGUAUCGCCGGCACUGUCCAACAGAAUACCACAUCAUGACGCUCCACUAGGCAGCAAGUGGAGUAAUGCCAGACAGAUAACGGAGGUUGUCACUCACGUACUCGUGGAGUUGCGUUAUCAGCUUGAUAGACUAUUACCCAAAUUUAUCCCGCACUUCAGCUUGUAA
Molecule: messenger RNA, 813 nt
Organism: Manihot esculenta (cassava)
Lineage: Eukaryota; Viridiplantae; Streptophyta; Magnoliopsida; Malpighiales; Euphorbiaceae
Product: serine/threonine-protein phosphatase 7 long form homolog
Exons: 4
Coding region: 1-813 (270 amino acids)
Biological process (GO): meristem development; meristem maintenance
Source: RefSeq, a predicted model, not a curated record